UGAGCGGAAGCCGGUGCGGGGUCUGAGAAGGUGAGCUGGUUGUUCUCCCGUCUGGGAACGUCAGGGUAUGGGAAGCCGAGAGAAGCCUGGCAGGUGGACUUGUGCCAGUCGCUGAAGCUCAUUUUCUCAGCCCAUGGAAAUUUUUACAUUUUGACUUUUGUCUUACAAUGGCUUCCAUUCACAAAUUACUGGCUGGUACUUAUAUUCAUAGAAACUUCCUGAAGCCAAGGGCUGCCUUGCGUCCAUUUAUGGGUGUUCACUCUGUAGAAUAUUCUUCCAGUCAUCUUCAGAAACCGGUGGCUUCUGCUGACGGAGUCUCACAGCAGAAGUCUGAAGAGGUUUUACAAGAGGACCCCCACAAAGACGUUGCUGUGGAUAUAACUUCUCCUGACAAGACACCUGAACUCAGUUUUGAUAAAGCGAUCAGAGAUGACGCAGUGGAGCAUCUUAGGCGUUUGAAGAAUGAAAUUAGGGCUCACUGGAUAGGCCCAGAAGGCCGCCCACUACAAGAGGUCCUAAUGGAGCAAGCCAAGGUUGUCUGGCAGUUUCGUGAGAAAGAAGAUUUGGAGAAAUGGAUGGUUACUUCUGAUAAGACAAUCGGAGGCAGAAGUGAGAUAUUCUUGAAGAUGGCCAAGAACAACCAGAGUGCUCUGCUCUAUGGAACUCUGAGCACUGAGGCACCUCAGGAUGGAGACAGUAGCCAGAGUGGCUACUGUGCCAUGAUAUCCAGGGUUCGAAGGGGCUCUUUUGAGAGGAAGCUGUCUUAUGAUUGGUCCCGGUUCAAUACUUUGUAUCUCCGAGUCCGUGGGGAUGGUCGGCCUUGGAUGGUGAAUAUCAGGCAAGACACAGACUUUAUCCAGAGAAAAAAUCAAAUGUACAGUUACUUCAUGUUCACCCGUGGGGGGCCCUACUGGCAGGAAGUCAAGAUUCCUUUCUCCAAAUUCUUCUUCUCAAAUCAAGGAAGGAUACGAGAUGGCCAGUGCCCACUCGUCCUUGACAAGAUCUCUUCUAUAGGAUUCACCCUGGCAGAUAAGGUGGAUGGACCGUUCUUUCUGGAAAUAGAUUUUAUUGGUGUGUUUACUGAUCCAGCCCAUACAGAAGAAUUUGCUUAUGAAAAUUCUCCAGCUCUUAGCCCAGGACUUUUCAAAUAGAGAACUGGGGGCAGACUUCAGUAAAACUGAGUAGUGGUCACAAAAUACAAAAUACAAAAUAAAGCCUUUCUGUCUACCA
This is a messenger RNA of Myodes glareolus (Bank vole), 1230 nucleotides long. RefSeq names its product NADH:ubiquinone oxidoreductase complex assembly factor 1 (gene Ndufaf1). Gene Ontology annotation, cellular component: mitochondrion. NCBI's taxonomy places the organism in Eukaryota, Metazoa, Chordata, Mammalia, Rodentia, Cricetidae. Gene Ontology annotation, biological process: mitochondrial electron transport, NADH to ubiquinone; mitochondrial respiratory chain complex I assembly. The record is from RefSeq and is a predicted model, not a curated record.